UGUUUCUGACUGCAAGGCAAGAAGCAGAGAACAGACUAAACCAGGCCAGCAGAGGAAAAAAAACCUGCAGCCCAAAACUCAAACUGAGCAGAGUUUUUGAGAGAGAGAAACCUGUUGGAUUUACUACAGAGAUCUUUUCAUUUUCAUUUAAUGAUUUUUUUUUUGCAACAAGUCAGACCUGCACAUAACUUUAUAUUGCACUGGAUUUGAUCUCUUUUUGGGGGACAGAUUUGUGGAAGACUUUGUAUAGCUUAUAGUGGGAAAACCUUUUUUUUUAAAGGAUCUAUUUGCUUUCCUCUGUAGAGACUCUAUUGUCAGUUUUUGUCUUUUUCUACUUGUCGGAUUUCACAGUGAUAUGAUGAGGUUUUUACACGUUUGCAUUGGUUUGAUCGCCUCUCUGUGCGUCGUCGAAGCUGCCUGGCAGGAGAGCACCGUGGUGCCGGUCAGACUGGACCCGGUGGAGAGCAGAACCGAACCGUGGAGGACUCUCUCCGCGGAGGAGAAGGAGAAGGAGCUGGAGAUGAGGGAGUACCGCUUGGACGUGUUUGGCAAGGAGCUCAUCUUGAAGCUAGAGCCUGACCAGACCUUCUUGGCGCCAGGGUUUGUCUUCCACAUUGUUGGGAGUCCAGAACCGACGCAAGAACCCAAAACUGGAGCCGAACCGGGCUGUUUCUUCUCCGGUACCGUGAACGGAGAUGAGGAGCACUCUGCAGCUGCUCUCAACCUGUGCAACGGACUCAGAGGCGGAUUCUACUACCGGGGAGAAGAGUAUUUCAUCCAGCCGCUCAACUCCUCAAGCACCGAGGAGGAGGACGUCCACACGAUCCGCCGGAGAGGUCGGGCAGCUCUGGCCGAGGAAGGGAGCUCCAAGUGCGGGGUGAACGAGGACGAGGAGAGGGUGCCAAAGAACCUGGAGGAAGAGGAGAAGAAAGAAGCCUCUAAUGCAGAACAGACAGCCCACCACAGAACCAGACGUUUUGUCUCCACCCCUCGCUACAUGGAGAUCAUGCUAGUGGCCGACCAGUCCAUGGCCGAGUUCCACGGCGCCGGACUCAAGCCCUACCUGCUGACCAUCAUGGCGGUGGCGUCCCGCCUAUACCGCCACCACAGCAUCCUCAACUCCAUCAGCCUGGCGGUGGUGAAGCUGAUGGUGGUGUACGAGGAGGAGCGAGGGCCUCAGGUGUCGGCCAACGCCGCCAUGACCCUCCGCAACUUCUGCCAGUGGCAGAAGCAGCACAACCCGCCGAGCGACCGCCACCCCGAGCACUAUGACACCGCCGUGCUUUUCACCAGGACGGACCUGUGUGGUGCCCACUCUUGUGACACUUUGGGCAUGGCAGAUGUUGGCACCGUGUGCGACCCCGAGAGAAGCUGCUCGAUUAUUGAGGAUGAUGGGCUCCAAGCAGCAUUUACUGUAGCACAUGAGCUGGGCCACGUCUUCAACAUGCCUCACGAUGACGCCCAGUUGUGCUCCGGGGUCAACGGCGCCCACUGGGGCUCCCACAUGAUGGCCUCCACCCUGUCCAACCUGGACCAGCAGCAGCCAUGGUCCCCCUGCUCCGCCCUCAUGGUCACCACCUUCCUGGACAACGGCCACGGCCAGUGCCUGCUGGACAAACCGGUCAAACCUCAGCCGCUGCCCCAGCCCCUGCCCGGGACGGUCUAUGACGCCGACCAUCAGUGUCGGCUGACCUUUGGCGAUGACUCCCAGCACUGCACAGAUCUGAGUACCACGUGCGCGGCUCUGUGGUGCACUGUGACCACAUCCAAUGGUUUGCUGGUGUGCCAGACUAAGAACUUCCCCUGGGCUGAUGGGACGGCGUGCGGGCAUGACAGCUACUGCCUGGCCGGGCAUUGUCUCACUAAGAGCCAAGCGGCCAAACACCAGACUCCUGUCAAUGGUGGCUGGGGGGUGUGGGGUCCUUGGGGCGACUGCUCUCGGACCUGCGGUGGAGGGGUGCAGUACUCUUUCCGUUCCUGUGAAAACCCUUUGCCCAAGAACGGCGGCAAGUACUGUGAGGGCAAGAGGAUCCAGUACCGCUCCUGUAACACCGACACCUGCCCUGAUACCAACAGCCUGUUAUUCCGUGAGGAACAGUGCUUGGCCCACAACGACAUGUCGGCCCAAGUGUCUCUGGGUUCAGGCGAGGGCGUCGAGUGGGUGCCCAAGUAUGCUGGAGUGUCACCCAAAGACCGCUGCAAGCUGGUGUGCCGGGCCAAGGGGACUGGAUACUUCUUUGUCCUCAAAACUAAGGUGGCUGAUGGCACACCCUGCAGCCCAGACUCCACCUCGGUUUGUGUCCAAGGCCAGUGUGUCAAGGCUGGGUGUGAUCGUGUCAUCGGCUCUAACCGGCGCUUUGAUAAGUGCAGCGUGUGCGGCGGAGACGGCUCUACCUGCAAGAAAGUGUCUGGCUCUCUGGAGCGUGCCAGGCCCGGUUACCAGGAUGUUGUCACCAUCCCUGCUGGUGCCACCCACGUGGACGUCAAGCAGCGUUCCCCAGGCAGUAGUCGUCAUGAUAACAGCUACUUGGCAGUGCAACGCCGGGACGGAACCUAUCUGUUAAACGGCGAAUACAAACUGAUGACUAUGGAGACUGACAUCGCCUUGCGAGGGGCACACUUGCGGUACAGCGGCUCCUCUGCCACUCUGGAGCGCAUCCGGAGCUUCGCCCCACUCCCCGAGCCCCUCACCAUUCAGGUUCUGUCUGUGGGGGAAUCCCCAAGGCCCCGGGUGAAGUACAGCUACUUUGCCCCAAGACCCAACAACACUGCUUCGGUCUCCAGCGGCAAUGGAGGCCGCCGCCAGUCCAUCAAUGCCAUCAGGGAGGUGGGUGGAGCUGAGUGGACCCUGAGGGAGUGGGGUCCGUGCUCCCAGACCUGUGGUGGAGGUAUGCAGCAGAGAGAGGUGGUGUGUCUAGACCCCCAAGGUCGUCCUUCCAGCGACUGCCCAGAGGAGCUGCGCCCCUUGGCCGCGCGGUCCUGCUCCAGCCAGCCCUGUCCUUACUGGCUUCUCGGAGAAUGGUCGUUGUGCUCCAAGACCUGCGGCCGGGGCUUCCGCAAACGCCAACUGCGCUGCAUCGGCCAAGACAGGCGCACGCUAAACCACGACAGCUGUGAUCCCAAAACCCGGCCGCGACCCCUCCUGGAACUGUGCAAUCUGACUGGCUGUUAAGGACUGUUCCCAGACCUCCUUUCAUACACCCGGCUUUCAGAAAGAUGAAAAACUCUGACCUUCACGGCCUCCUUUUUUCCCACGGACAAACUAAAGAGGCCGAUGAAUGUUUACAUCCAGAGCAAGAGUGGUUUUCAUGGGUUCCAGGUAGUCUAACAGUCCCACAAUGGGUCCUCAAUGACUGCGACAAAUUUUUACCCAUUCCCUCCAUCCAUUUCGGGGCCAGACGUUGGUCCACAGUGGCACUGCCUCCUGGUUGAAGCAAUAAAGACUGAUUACAGUUCGCUGCCUGUGUGGCCUCAGGGCAGCAGUGGCACAUUAUGCCUCCCAACAGGGGAAAGAAAGCAUGGACAUUCCUCAUUUCCUAAAGGAACGUGCUGCUUACGGUGCCAAUGUCAUGCUUGUGUGUGUGCGAGAGUGUGUGAGUGUGAGACAGAAAUUUUUAAUGCAUUUAUAUGAUGUUUGUCCAAGCUGGGCUGGACGGACACAUAAGGGAUUUGGGGGGUGGGGGGAGGGAACUGCAGAGAAUAUAUAAAGAAAUGAAAGAGAGUAGCUCAUAUUCUACUUACUCACCCCAUCAGGUAUGGAAAAUAAGAUAGCGAAUAGUCAUAAUAGUGUUUAUGUUCAAACUUGCCAGUUUAUUUAUCACAAACCUGUAGCACUUCAUCUUUGUUUUUUUUGCCAGCGGCACAUCGUAACACCCAGUUGUCUCUAAAUGCCUCAGUACGCUGUACUUUAGCCAUAUCUUGCCUUCGUCUACACAGCCUUCAAUGAGGGAACUGUUCAAAGACCAAAGAGGAGUGUAUGUGUGAGCGUGUGUGUGUGUGCACGUGUGUGUGCAUGUGUGUAUGUGUGUGUGUGUGGAGACCUAAAGAGGGACUUGUCUCCUGCUACUACUUCAUAAGUAAGUCUCUCCUGCCUUCUGCGAAGGUUUUUUUUUUUUCUAUCAAGACUUUUUCCUUUUGUACAGAAUAUCCAAACAUUAUUUAUUUUUGUACAGCCUGUUAAAUAUAAUCAUGUUGCUUUUUUUAAUAUUAUUUUUUAUUUGUUAUUGAGAUCACAGAAGGGAGUAGAAUAUAUAGAGUAUUUAUACAGUAUAUAUAUAUGGUCCUAGGUUCAUGAAUAAAGUAUCACAUUGACUUGUGAAGCAAAUGUU
Messenger RNA from Sebastes umbrosus (honeycomb rockfish), 4328 nucleotides. RefSeq names its product ADAM metallopeptidase with thrombospondin type 1 motif, 1 (gene adamts1). Gene Ontology annotation, biological process: extracellular matrix organization; proteolysis. Gene Ontology annotation, molecular function: metalloendopeptidase activity. The transcript is spliced from 8 exons. The coding region runs from base 356 to 3172 and encodes 938 amino acids. The record is from RefSeq and is a predicted model, not a curated record. NCBI's taxonomy places the organism in Eukaryota, Metazoa, Chordata, Actinopteri, Perciformes, Sebastidae. Gene Ontology annotation, cellular component: extracellular matrix.